This is a messenger RNA of Mus caroli (Ryukyu mouse), 1341 nucleotides long. RefSeq names its product SIX homeobox 3 (gene Six3). Gene Ontology annotation, cellular component: transcription regulator complex; nucleus. Gene Ontology annotation, molecular function: DNA-binding transcription factor activity, RNA polymerase II-specific; RNA polymerase II cis-regulatory region sequence-specific DNA binding. Gene Ontology annotation, biological process: brain development; regulation of transcription by RNA polymerase II; eye development. Lineage: Eukaryota; Metazoa; Chordata; Mammalia; Rodentia; Muridae. The record is from RefSeq and is a predicted model, not a curated record.
CAGGAGCUAGAGCGCGCGCGCGCGCGGAGCCCUUUGAAAGGACUUACACUUCCUAAUGAAUAUUUAUCCGCCGCUGCUACACGCUCCCGGCUUCUCUUACCUUUCUGCAGGUCAGUCCAUGGUAUUCCGCUCCCCCCUAGACCUCUAUUCCUCCCACUUCUUGUUGCCAAACUUCGCCGAUUCUCACCACUGCUCCCUACUUCUGGCGAGUAGCGGCGGCGGGAGCGGUGCGGGCGGCGGCGGCGGCGGCGCGGGAGGAGGCGGCGGCGGCGGGAACCGUGCGGGAGGCGGCGGUGCUGGCGGAGCAGGCGGCGGCAGCGGCGGCGGCGGCUCCAGGGCCCCCCCGGAAGAGUUGUCCAUGUUCCAGCUGCCCACCCUCAACUUCUCGCCGGAGCAGGUGGCCAGCGUCUGCGAGACGCUGGAGGAGACGGGCGACAUCGAGCGGCUGGGCCGCUUCCUCUGGUCGCUGCCCGUGGCCCCCGGGGCGUGCGAGGCCAUCAACAAACACGAGUCGAUCCUGCGCGCGCGCGCCGUCGUCGCCUUCCACACCGGCAACUUCCGCGACCUGUACCACAUCCUGGAGAACCACAAGUUCACUAAGGAGUCUCACGGCAAGCUGCAGGCCAUGUGGCUCGAGGCGCACUACCAGGAGGCCGAGAAGCUGCGCGGCCGCCCGCUCGGCCCGGUGGACAAGUACCGCGUGCGCAAGAAGUUCCCUCUGCCGCGCACCAUCUGGGAUGGCGAGCAGAAGACCCAUUGCUUCAAGGAGCGGACUCGGAGCCUGCUGCGGGAGUGGUACCUGCAGGAUCCCUACCCCAACCCCAGCAAGAAACGCGAACUGGCGCAGGCCACCGGCCUCACCCCCACACAAGUAGGCAACUGGUUUAAGAACCGGCGACAGCGCGACCGCGCAGCGGCGGCCAAGAACAGGCUCCAGCACCAGGCCAUCGGGCCAAGCGGGAUGCGCUCGCUGGCCGAGCCCGGCUGCCCCACGCACGGCUCAGCAGAGUCACCGUCCACGGCGGCCAGUCCGACCACCAGUGUGUCCAGCCUGACGGAGCGCGCGGACACCGGCACUUCGAUCCUCUCGGUAACCUCCAGCGACUCGGAAUGUGAUGUAUGAUAGCCAAGGCCGCCCUCCUCCUCCCCCUCCUCCCCUUCCACCUUCCCCUCCUCUUCGUAACCCUGCUCCUCACCCUCUUCUUCUACUCCAUCCCUAGAACAAACCGAAAUCAGGAUACACAGACAGACACACACACAAGUCCAUACACACUCCCACCCCCGCCAAAAAUAUAUUAAAAAAAAAACAAGAAAAAUAAAUUAACCUCAAACCAUCAAAAA